Messenger RNA from Penicillium argentinense, 3420 nucleotides. RefSeq lists its product as uncharacterized. Lineage: Eukaryota; Fungi; Ascomycota; Eurotiomycetes; Eurotiales; Aspergillaceae. Bases 1 to 3420 code for a protein of 1139 amino acids. Gene Ontology annotation, molecular function: protein binding. The record is from RefSeq and is a predicted model, not a curated record. Gene Ontology annotation, cellular component: cytoplasm; nucleus. The transcript has 3 exons.
AUGCAUUUGAAUUUGCCUUGGAAAAAAUCUCGGUCGAAACUAGGAAAUUCCGCAAAAGAGACAAAAAAAGAGGACAAAAAACAGAAUGUCGGACCCUCUGCGGCACCUACAGCACCAGCAACACCAGCAGGAUCUCCGCCAAAGGUCGUGGAUGUCACAGAGAAUUCUAAAUCCAUUGAUCUCUGGGCCCGAGCCGAGCAGGAUCUCAAGAAAGACAAGAAUUUGAACGACAUUCUCGAAGAAGCGGUCAAGAUUCUCGAACGCUCUGGCCUCCAAGUAGACGGGAGCAAAGCCGAUGGCCAUAAGCAGUUUGGUACGUUCCUCAGUGGCAUGGAAGAUCAGCUCGAAGAGAAGAAAUGGAUCUUGAGUGAACGCGAUCAGUCUAUCCAGAAAAAAGCCACCAGAGUCUUUCGAAAUGUUCUCCAGUUCAAAGAGCUUGUCAACUCUGCGACAUCAGGAUCCCCUCCCGUUGCAAUUGCUUGUGCCGCGGUAUCACUAGGCCUUCUGCUUUACAUCCAAGGCGUCGAACAGCAAGAGAGUCUUCUCAAAGGACUUGACAAAACAUCUGCUUUGAUUCCUCGUAUGACUUUGAUGGAACGACUCUACAUGCGUCCAGACAUCAAGCCUUCUGAUGACUUUGCCGCAAAAUUCGAGACCACCCUAACGUCUUUAUUCAAAAAGGCUCUGGAAUUCCUCGCGCGAGCCCUUUGCCAUCUUCAAAAACACUCUUUUGUUCAAAUGUCCAGAGAGGUUUUCAAACAAGACCCUUGGGAUUUGCUUAUCCAAGACAUGGACAAGCUCGAAACAGAAGCUGAGAAGUCCACCCAUCUGCUCGACGCGUACAAACAGGCCUUGGAAAGUGAAGAGCAAAAGCAGCAGAAAAAUGCCCGCCAAGUCUGGAAAAUGACAUCGGAGCGAGAUGCAAGGAUGAACAAAAACUUCCAGCUCCUUUACACCAGCUUAUAUCGAGAACAAAAAGAUCGAAACAAGCGUCGCGUACCCGGGACAUGUGAAUGGUUCAUCAAUCACAGCCAAUUCCGCAAUUGGAACGAGAACCAGGGAUCCGGGUUUUUAUUGGUUUCUGCCGAUCCAGGAUGUGGUAAAUCCGUUUUAUCUCGAUGCCUUAUUGAUGAAGUUCUUCAAAAGCCUGCUGCCAAGAGAACAGUGUGUUACUUUUUCUUCAAAGACGACUCUUUGGAACAGAAGAGCUCCGCGAAUGCGAUCUCGUGUAUUCUACGGCAAUUAUUGAUGGCACAAUCUCAGCUCUUCACAGAUUCAAUUCUGACAAAGUUCGAGAGAGACGGCGAUGGUCUGGUUAAGUCAUUCAGUGACCUCUGGGGGAUUUUUAUGGAAGUCACCAAGCAAGCCGGCGAAGUUGUUUGCGUUUUCGAUGCAUUGGACGAGUGCAAAGAUGAAGACCAAACCAACCUUAUAGAGGCCGUAACUGAUCUAUACGCACGUGAAGAUGACACGCGCAAUCUUAAAAUUCUCAUGACCAGUCGUCCCUACUCCCAUAUCCGCAGCAAGUUCCGAGAGCUCGAAGACCAACUCCCAACAAUUCAUCUGAGCGGCGAGCGUGAGGAAGAAGUGGAAAAGAUAUCCAAGGAAAUCGACCUUGUGAUCAAAAGUCGGAUUGAAAAGAUAGCGAAGAACAAGCGCCUCACGUCUGAAGAGCGCGGCUUCCUCGAGGCAAAAAUGACAACAGUUCAGAAUCGAACAUAUCUCUGGGUUGCUUUGAUACUCGAAUUUCUCGAGAGAGAACCUGGUUUCACGAGAGGAAAAGUUAUCCGGACUGUGGGUGAGGAAAUGCCCCAAUCUGUGGAUGGAGCAUACGACAAGAUCCUGCAUCAAAGCUCAAAUCCUGCAAAAGGGAAACGCCUACUCCAUGUCGUUGUUGCCGCAAUGCGACCCCUAUCAUUGGAGGAGUUGUCACUCGCCAUGGCAAUACGGAAACCGAGGCAGUCCGUUGACGAGGUCACGGACGACCUGGAACCGGCCGAUCGAUUUAAAGAGACGAUGCGAGAUUUGUGUGGUCUCAUUUUGACAGUUGUCGAUGAAAAGGUCUACUUACUCCACCAAACCGUGAAGGAAUUUUUAGUCCUUGGCAAGUCGUCGAUUUGCGGGACUAUAGCACCGAAAUCUUGGAAAUAUUGUCUUCUGCCGGAAGAUUCGCACAGGCUGCUCGCUGAAAUAUGCAUGUGGUAUAUCCACGGAGCUUUCUCCUCGAAGAGCCAUGCCCUCCAGGGGUUAAUGGUCUACGCUGGUAAUUACUGGCAAGACCAUCUACGCCAAUGCUGUCCGCAUGAGGACGAUGACCUCGUCUCACUCGCCAUCCAACUUUGCGAGCCUGGCUCGGAGAAAAUCACUCCAUGGCGAGCUGAACGCAUGCAGGAGCCAUCCAUAGACGAUAUGGAACCGUUACUCCACCUGGCCUGUACAUUUGGUCUUGACGCAGUUGUAACAAGGCUGCUUGACCGUCCAGGGAUCGAUGUCAAUUCCAGAAACCUAGAUGGUCAGACACCGCUUAUCUGUGCAACGAGGUACAACCAUUCCGCUGUGGUGAAACAGCUCAUUGACACCGGGGAAGUGGAUGUGAACAUAGAAGACGACGUGGGCAACAUUGCGCUUUUACUUGCUGCAAGGGAAGGCUAUCAUGAGAUCGUCAAGACUUUUCUUGAUGCUCAGCAGACUAACCUGAGCUUACUGGAUUCUGGCGGCAAUUCGGCACUUUCACUUGCUGCACUCUAUGGCCAUGAAGAGACUGUCAGAAUUCUUCUACAGAGUGGACAAAUGGAUGUGAAUUUGCGGAACAACAUUGACCAAUCGCCGAUUAUGUACGCCGCAAAGCGUGGUGAGGCAGGUGUUGUCAAGAUUCUCCUCAACUCUGGAAAAGUCGACUUGAGCUUGUUGGACAAAGGCGGCAAUUCGGCAUUUUCCAUUGCUGCAGAGUAUGGCAAUGCGGAUACAGUGAGGUUGCUCCUGGGAACAGGAAAAAUGGAUGUGAACUUGCAGAACAGUGACGUGGACCUGAGCUUUGUAAACAUUUACGGCUAUUCGGCACUUGCAAUUGCUACAACAAGCUUCAAUGCGGAUACUGUUAAAUUCCUCCUUGAAUCUGGGCAAAUAGAUGUGAACUCGCACGGUGAUGAUAAUAGAACCCCACUGUUCAUGGCGGCCAUGAGUGGCACUGGAGAGUGUUUGAAACUGCUCCUAGAUACUCAGCAGGCGGAUCUGAGUGUAUUGGAUGAUGGGGGUGAUUCGGUCCUUUCACAAGCUGCGAGCCGUGGCAAGGAAGAGGCAGUGAAGAUGCUUCUCGAAACAGGGCAGGUAGACAUGAGUUUGCAGAAUAAAGAGGGUCACAGCGCGCACUUUUUCUGGCUGCAGAAAACUCCACGAAGGUGUUUUGAAGAUCCUUCUUGA